Messenger RNA from Jatropha curcas, 1842 nucleotides. Its product is annotated as RING/U-box superfamily protein. Gene Ontology annotation, molecular function: polysaccharide binding. The record is from RefSeq and is a predicted model, not a curated record. NCBI's taxonomy places the organism in Eukaryota, Viridiplantae, Streptophyta, Magnoliopsida, Malpighiales, Euphorbiaceae.
UGAUAUUUGUACUUCUCUCUCUUUCCAUCAUUUGUGUUUCUUUUCUUUCCUUUUUUUUAUAUAAUCUGAAAUAUUACUAAUAAAUAACAAUCUACAGUUUCAUUAAUAUACUACUGUUAUUCAAAACCUUUCUUGUUCAUUUAUCUUGCUGGAUACUGUGACUAAAUUAAUAAAUUAUCCACCAUUUUUAUCUGUAUGAGCUCAAUUGAGGUGACAAUCUAACACUUGCAUGCUUGAUGAUGUAGGCAACAUUAAUUUUUUUUCAUAAAAUUACAAUUGAAUAAUGUUAAUCUCUGUCCAAAUUAUUUAAUUUGGAGAUGAUAGACUUCUUACUGUUGUAGCCUUGGUUGACUUUCUUGUAAUCAUGUUCAUGAAGACUUCCUGUUCCUACUUCCAAAAUCACAUCACAGUGGAGCCUUGCCCUGCACUACCAUUAUGAUUCCUCCAAUGUCAAUUCUCUUCCUCUUCUCCUCCCUCUUUUUACAACUCGCUGCAAGUCAAGAGCUGUGCUUAAAUGCUGUUUGUGCUCGUAACGAGCCAGUAAUCCGAUUCCCUUUCCGGAUUAAAAACCGCCAAUUCAGGUCAUGUGGAUAUCCAGGUUUUGAUUUAUCCUGUGAUAAAAUCUCCAACCGCACAAUACUGGAGUUGCCAUAUUCAGUGAAAUUCACUGUCCAAGCAAUAGACUAUGCAUCUCAAGAAUUAUGGGUUAACGAUCCGAACAAUUGCCUUCCGGACCAAAUUCUCUCUCUCAAUUUCUCUGAUUCUCCUUUUGAUGCUCUUUAUUAUCAAAACUUUACCUUCUUUAAUUGUUCAUUGUCCGAUUAUACAAAGUAUCGGUUAAAUCCAAUUGCUUGCCUCAGUGGCUCAACGUAUACAGUUUAUGCGACGUCGUCCUUAAGCGCUAUUCGUCUUUUAUCAGGAAUAUCGUCGUGUAGAUCGUUUGCGAGCAAGGAUGUUCCAGUUGAGUGGCCAUUUUAUGGGCAGAUAUUUUCGUCGGACCUGAGUAAUGAUCUCCGUCUCAGUUGGGGUGAACCCGGGUGUGGAAAGUGCGAGUCCCGUGGUGGACGUUGUGGUCCUCAGAGUAAUUCUACUACGGAGAUUGUUUGUUCUCAUCCUAAACAACGAGGAAUUCCAAGGAGCGCAAGGUACAUAAUGACUAUAGCAGGUGGAGUACCUGUGGCAUUGUGUGUGAUGGGUCUCCUAUGUUUUGUUUGUAGCAGAGCCAGGCACCACACUUACACUGCAAGGAGGAGCCGCGGCCAUGAUCUUCCAGAAUUCACUUUCACAUUGAGUUCAGUACCAACAUUAAAUGCAGGCCUGGAUGCUCCCACUAUUGAGUCCUAUCCAAAAGUAGUGGUCGGUGAGAGCCGACGCUUGCCCAAUCCUGAUGACUACAUUUGCUCAAUAUGCUUGUGUGAAUAUAAGCCUGAAGAGACACUCAAGAUUAUUCCUGAAUGCCAACAUUGCUUCCAUGCUGAUUGCAUUUAUGAAUGGCUUCGUUUGAAAGCUUCAUGCCCGAUUUGCCGCAUUUCUCCCCAGCCUUUGCUGCCGACUCAACCUUCAUGAUUUUUGGAUUAUUUAGAUAGCUAGGCUCAGGCCUCCAGCAGAUUAGCCUCGGGCAUUACAUAUACCCAAAGCUCAAAUCUUACCCUUCUGGUCCUGGAAGCCUGUCGCAAUUUGAUCACCCUACUUCAAUUUGAAAAACAAAAAAAGAAAAAGAAAAUUUAAACCUCUUAGAAUCAAUUAAUGGAGGAGGAGUUACUUUUAAGUUGGGUAAGUAUUUAAAUUUCUUCCAUUUUUCUUUGUAAAUACAGUAAAAAAUAUGCUCACUUGCAUAAGACA